GUGACACAGGUGACAGGUGACAGCAGCAAAUCUCUAUGUUUCUCGUAAAAACAACCAAAUUCAAUGGCAAGUCACUUUUAGGAAACACAUCUGUGCUUUGAGUGCACGGAAAAAUUAUAAAAGUUGUUACUGUUUAAUAACAAAAUGAUUUCUGGUAGUUUUCGACAAAUUUCGAAACAAUGUUUUCAGAGGCUAGGUUCACCUGUUCCAUCAACGAAACACCUAAGAUUUCAAAAUUACGGCUCUGAUGUGAUUGUGCAUUCGAAACCUGUCAAAUUAGCUUUCGUCUCUUAUGAAUCGAUGAAAGAUACAACACAAAAUUCUCAAAUGUUUCCUAUUAUUAUAAUGCAUGGCCUGCUGGGAUCAAAAAAUAACUGGAACUCUUUAUCGAAAAGGAUUCAUAAAGAAACUGGACGCAAGGUAAUAUGUGUAGAUGCAAGAAACCAUGGAGAUUCGCCACACUCUUCUGACAUGACAUAUCAGCACAUGUCCCAAGAUAUUGUAGAUCUGAUAAAAGACCUUAAGGCCAAGAAAGUGAUUUUAAUUGGCCACAGCAUGGGAGGCAGUACAAUGAUGUACACGGCUUUAAAUUAUCCGGAAUUAGUGGAAAAGCUAGUUAUUAUUGACAUGAAUCCUGUAAGAAUUAGCCCAAGUCUCACUGAAAUGUUAAAAAUCUUCCAAGCAAUGAAAACUGUGACUCUGGAUGGAAAUCCGUCUUUAUCUAAAGCCAGAAAAAUGGCCGAUGAGCAACUUUCGGCUUCCGUUCACUCUGAAAGAAUUCGACAGUUUGUGUUGAUGAAUCUUGUGGAGGCCGAAACAGGAAUUUACAAAUGGCGAGUAAAUUUGCCAGUUCUCGAGCAGAACUUUGCGAAAAAUAUUGCUGUAUUUCCAAAUUCUGAAAAGAAAGUCUAUCUAGGACCGACUUUAUUUAUUGGUGGUGAGGAAAGCGAUUACCUAAAAAAAGAAGAUCACGAGAGGAUAAACAAACUAUUUCCUACUGCCAAAUUCCAAUACGUGCCCGAAGCAGGUCAUUGGGUACAUGUAGAUAAACCCGCCGAAUUUUUAAGCACUGUGACCGAGUUCAUUAGAAGUCCUUAAUGAUUUAAAACGAAUUAGCUAACUCCUGUGGCGACACAGGUCUUGUAAAUUAUAGAAAUAAGUGAAUCGUGCUUGAUUAAUCUUGAGCAGAUUGUAAAAUCUGAUUUUAAAAAUCGAAAAAUGAAAGUAAACAAAUAUAAUUCAACUAUUUUGUUGAAAAUUUAUUUUUGUUUUUG
This is a messenger RNA of Belonocnema kinseyi, 1274 nucleotides long. RefSeq names its product protein ABHD11. Gene Ontology annotation, cellular component: mitochondrion. The record is from RefSeq and is a predicted model, not a curated record. Gene Ontology annotation, molecular function: catalytic activity. The transcript is spliced from 4 exons. The coding region runs from base 145 to 1098 and encodes 317 amino acids. NCBI's taxonomy places the organism in Eukaryota, Metazoa, Arthropoda, Insecta, Hymenoptera, Cynipidae.